GAUUAUCAGACCAGGAUGAAGAGGGCAAGACCAAGCAGAAGUGUAUCAUAUCUGACCCCUCCUUUUCCAUGGUAACAGUUCAACGUGAAGAUAGUGGAAUAACCUGGGAGACCAAUUCAAGUAGGUCUUCCACUCCUUGGGCCUCGGAAGAAAGUCAGACUUCUGGUGUAUGUAGUCUGGAAGGGUCAACCGUGAAUUCCCCUCCAGGGAGUGUUUCCUUUAUUGUGGAUGGAGUUAAAAGGGUUCGGAAAAGAAAGCCUAAGUCAAAGCAUGGCUCUCCAUCGUUACAUCGGAAAGGCAACAAAAAAAGAAGCUCUUUUGACUCCCAAGAUGUCCCAGCAAACAAAAAAAGUAAUCCUUUAAUUUCAGAAAGCAAGGUACUAAACACCCAAAAAGAAAAGUCAUCUACUGGCAUUUAUGAUACAAUGAGAAAAAAGAAGACCGCCUCAAAUACAGCUCCUAUUACGGGGGCAAUAUACAAAGAGUACAAGCCAUUAGUGUUAAGGCCCGUAUACAUAGGAACAGUACAAUAUAAAAUUAAGAUGUUUAAUUCUGUUAAAGAAGAAUUAAUUCCUCUACAAUUUUAUGGGACAUUGCCAAAGGGUUAUGUUAUCAAAGAAAUACAUUAUAGGAAGGGGAAAGAUGCAUCCAUUAGUCUAGAGCCAGAUGUGGGCAAUCGUGAUUCUAAUGUAGUUUCCAAAACAGGCAAAUUAGUAGUCAAAAGCAUAGAAGUUGAUAAAGUAAAAGAGCUUGCAUCACCCUGGAGAGGUGCACUCUCUGAAGGAUCAAAGUCCCUGACCUCCUUCUUCGGUCGUGAAGAUCAAAAGAAAACUUACAUUGAUUCUCCUCUAAGGGCUGCAUCUGCCACCAAGCACACACCUUCCUCCUAUACAAGUAAUGACACAGUGGAACAAGAAACACAGCUCAGCCCUCCACAGUCAGUGCCGCAACCGCCAACUGAUGAAGCAAAACCCCGAGAAAUGGAGCCUUUCUCUUCAACACCAGAUACAUCCGCAGCUGCGUUCCUGGAAACAGCAAAGGAAGAAUCUGAGGCCAAUACACAAGAGACUACAACUGCAGAGUAUGACUCUUCAGUCUCACCGUCUUUAGUGGAUGAAGUAAAGAAGGAAGCUGUGUUUUCUGCUGACCAUUCCAUUUCACUGGAGGCAGAGAAGGAUUCUCUGGAAACAGGUACACCAGGUCUGGCAGCAUCUAUCCAGGAAGAUUUUGCCCCCGAGAGAGAAGAGCUGGAUGUGACUUCACUAGAAAGGGCAGAACCAGUCUCUGAAGAGCUGACCCUUCCUCAUCUCAGUGUCAAAGGAGAGAAGGAAGAAAACGUGCCAGAGCCAUCCAUUUCUCUUUCUGAACCUCUAAUGUUAGAGGAACCAGAGAAAGAAGACACAGAAACAUCUCUACCAAUGUCUGCUACCCCUGAACCUGAAGAUUCUAAUGUAGUGGAAGAAGAGAUCAUAGAACUUGAUUACCCAGAAAGUCCAUCAGCUUCUGAGGAGCCCUUCCUACCACGCUUGGCCCCUGAAGUGGAGCAGGAAGAGGAGACCAUUCUGCCAUUACUGACAACAUCAAAACCUGAACAUGUUGCUUUGUCUGAAGAAGAAAGAGAGGAAAAUGAGUCUGUCUCUACUGAUUCUGCUUUUGUAUCAGAGUAUUCGGUUCCACAGGAUUUGAACUAUGAACUAGAGAAGCAAGAGGUUGAGUCAGUUUCUCCAUCCAAUGUAAAAGCUCUGUCUGAACAUGCAGUUUUAUCUGAAGAGAAUGAUGAACUUGAGCCUUAUUCCCCAGCUUCAGCCUCUGUAUCUGAACACUCUUUCUCACCAUCCACAAUGGAGAUGACUCCUGAAUGCCAGUCCCCCCUGUUUUCAACAUUUACAUCGGAACACACGGUCCUAUCCGGAGAAGAGGCCUCAGAAAGUGGGCGUGACACACCAGAUUCCACAUCUGCUGCUGAAUUUUUAAUUUCAUCACAGGCAACAAAAGAGUCACUGAAGAAAACUGACCAUAAGACCCCAGUAAAAUCAGAAAUUGUUUCUGAGCCCAUGAUUCUGCCAGAAGAAGAGAAGGAAGACACUGGACCAUAUUCCCCAGGUGAGGCCUCUGUAUCUGAACACUCUCUCCCACCAUACCCAGCUGAGGUGACUUCUGAAUGCCAGGCCCCACCACUUUCAGCCAGCCCAUCUGAACACGCAAUCCUGUCAGAAGAAGAGAACCUAGGGAAUGAGAAUUUCACACCAGAAUCAACACUGACCUCCCAAUAUGCAGUUCCACCAAAUGUAACCCAGGAAUCUCCAACGAAACUAAUUGAUGAUGUCUCUGCAUUAAAAUCAAAAGGUGUUUCUGAGCACAAGAUUCUGUCAGAAGAAGAGAAGGAAGACACUGGAUUGUAUUUCCCAGAAGUGGCACCUGUAUCUGAACACUCUCUCCCACCAUACCCAGCUGAGGUGACUUCUGAAUGCCAGGCCCCACCACUUUCAGCCAGCCCAUCUGAACAUGUGGUCCUAUCAGAAGAAGACACAGUAGAAAUGGAGCGGUACACACCCUCUUCCAUCACUGCUUCUGAAUUUUCAGUACCACCAUAUGCAACACCAGAAUCACAGGAGGAAGAAGUUGUCUGUAGAUCCCCUUUAAAUCUAGAAGGUGCCUCCUCACCCAUGAAUUUCUCAGAAGACCAAGAAGACAUUGGACCUUUUUCUCCAGACUCUGCUUUUGUGUCAGAAUUCUCAUUUCCACCCUAUGCAACUCAGGAAACAGAGAAAAGAGAAUUUGAGUGUGACUCUCCAAUAUGUUUAACAUCACCAUCUGAACACACUAUUUUGUCAGAUGAAGACACUGAAGAAGCUGAACUUUUUUCUCCAGACUCAGCAUCACAAGCUUCAAUCCCACCAUACAGGCUCCAAGAAACAAACAAAAAUGAAAUUGAGCCUGAUUCAUUGUUAACUGCAAUGUCUGCUUCAGGAUAUUCUGGCUUCUCAGAAGCAGAUGAGGAAGAAAUUCCAUCAACAGCUUCUACACCUGUACCUGAGUAUCUAAGUUCAUCACAGAAGCAGAGAGCUGAACCUUCUCCUUUGAUGUCUUCACCUGAAGAUUUGAGUUGGCUACCUUCAACAAAUGAAUCAGAGAAAGCAGAAAUUAAGCCAGACGCUCAAACAAUCUCAACAUCUGUAUCUGAAUAUCUCAUUUUGUCACAGAAGCAGAGAACUCGAGAAUAUGUAGAACCUGAGUCUGAAGACUUGAUUCUGUCAUAUUUAAACAGUGAAUCAGUGAAAGGGGAAAUUAAGACUAGUUCAUCAGUAGCUGCAACACCUGUUUCUUCACCUGAACAGUCAUCUGUGAGAAAGGAAGAAAUCAAACCACUUUUGCCUACAUCUCAGUGUUCAGUUUCACCUGAUUCAGAUCACACAAUUAAGAAAGAACAAGAACCCAAAGCAUCACUCACUCUAAAAGCUGCCAAUGAACAGAUGGCUUUAUUAAACAUUAAAAGUAAGGAAGAAAUUGUGCCGGAUUCUCAAGAAGCUACAGCACAUGUACCACGGGAUCAAGAAAUGGAGCCUUGGCCUCCAAAUGUUCUAGAGUCUGGGAUGAAAUAUUCAGUUCUGCCUGACUUGGUAGAUGAGCCAAAGAAGACUGUCAAACCCAACUUAGCUCCAACUGUGGCAUCUGAACUAGAGCAGAGAAUGUUAUCAGAGAAUGAGGCUGAAGUAAUAAAACCAUAUUCGGCUUUAAAAGAAACACUUUUAUCUGGACCUCAGAUUUUGUCAGCAGUGAAAACAGAAGUGAAACAUGAUUCUAAAAUAACUGGUACACCUAGUGUACUACAUUCAGCUUCACCAGGAGUGGAAAAGGAAGUUAAGCAUGGACCCCCCAUACCAGAAUUUCCAGCUUUGUCAGAAGAAAUAAAGAAAGAAAUUGAACUCAGUUCUUCAAUAACCACAACAUCUGUAACUAAGCAUGAUUCAAGCUUACCCAAAUUAUCAAAAGAAGAAAACCCAACAGACUUAUCUCUUACCACCCCUACUGAACAUCCAGUCUUAGCAAAAGUAGGAGAGAGUGAAUUAGGAAGUGGCUUGCCACCGCUGGUAAUACCCACAGAUGAGGAUUCACUUCUUAAAGAAGAAGGAGAGAUAGCAAUUAAAGCUAGUUCUUCUCCCACUGAAACUGCUGCCUCCAAACGUCCAGCUUGGUCAGAAGUAGAGAAAGAAAUUAAAUUUGAUUUACCUCAAAACGUAUGUUCCAUUUCAGAGCAUUCUACUUUGUCAAAGGUAGAAGCUGAAGAAGUUAAACCUGAGUUGCCAAUAACCAAAACAGUGUCUUCUCAGCACUCAGAUGUAUCUAAGGAAGCAAGGGUGGAAAAUGAACAAGGUCUUUCAUUUUCUAUAGUCCUCAACUCUGAAUGUUUGGAUUUAUCACAGGAAAAAAGGUCUGUGUCUCCCUCAGAGGUGUCAAGACCUGAACACGUGCUUUCACUCAACCUAGGUGGUGAGACAAAGAAAAGAGAAACUGAACUUACUUCCUCAGAGAAUGUGUCACCUGAACCCAAACGUAUAGUUCCAAAAGGCAAAAAUGAGGACAUGGCAAGUUCUUCUCCUGAGCUGGAACAUUUAGCAUCAGAAGCUUUAGUUCCAGCAUUACCAACCCUCAGUGAUGAUAAGAACAAACAGGCAAGAGAGACAUCUUCCAUAGUUCAAGAAGAUUUCCUAUCAGAAAAACAAGAUUUUGCUCUGACAGUUCUCUCUUUGGAAACUGAGAAGGAAGACAAGCUACAUCAAGUAUUAGAAUUACCAAAUACUGCCUCAGAAUUCACUAGUGGUAGGGAAAGGGGAUCUGUAGAUACAAAACAAAUAAAACCUCCCAUAACUGAAACAGGGGAUUCUGUCUUAGAAAAGGGCCUAGCUGAGCUUAGGAGCAGAGGAGAAAGUGAAGAAGAAAACAGGGAACUUCACGUGACAACUACAGUGCCUGAAAUUUUAGAGGUUCCAUCAUGCCUUAGUAAAGAACCUCACAUUCAAGAAGUUAAAUCUUUCUCUCCUGAGGUAGUCAGCUUAGGGUCAAAAGAAUUAUUUUCCUCUCUAGUUGAAGGAGACAACAUAGAAGAACUUCAGUCAUAUACUUUUUCUUUAAAAGGACUAUCAGAGGAGUUGAACCACUCAGCUGACUUAAAAAAGGGGGAAAAACAAGAAGGAAUAAGCCCAUUACUGCCAACAGGAAAUUUGAAGGCGCAAGUGACAGGAGAUACUGUAACUAAACCAAAUGAAGAAACUGACCAACCAAAAUCACUUCAUGUACCCCAGAGCACAACGGAACCAUCAGAGAUCACUUCUUCUGACCUCCUUGUGGAACAAGAGAAGCCUGAAAAAACACUUCAUUCAGAUCAAGCUGUUAAAUUACCUGAUGUAGCCAGGUCUUUUGCAGAUAAACAAGAUCUGGGUAUGAAACAAUUUUCAUUUAAGAAUGAAAAUUUGCCAUUGGAAGAAUCAAAAUCAUUUAUGACAACUGAGCCUACAGAUAUUAAAGAAACACACAUGAAAAAGGACCUUAUUUCUCCAGAGGAUGAAAACUGGAUGCUAAAAAAGCCAGAAAGAGAUUUGGUAAGUCAUCAUGAAGAAAUAGCCCAAGGACCUGCAGAACUGGGUUCCUCUGGCAGCAGUGAUCUGGUGACAGAGCAGCUCAAGGCUGCUCUUUCGGAUAAAGGCCAUGCAACUGAAAUCAGAAAGCAGGUUCUGUCACAUUCUGCGAAAGACUCUCCCCUAUCGUUGGAAGAACCAGUGUCUACUCUCAAUAUCUCCAGUGAUAACGUAGAGACCUUAUCAACUAAAACGUAUUCUUCUGAAGACAUAAAGCUGGCCCCCACAGCAAAAUCUUUAGUUCCAGCCGGAAAUGUGGAGGGAAAUGAAGCAGAGGGGAAGCAGACCCUUUCUUCUGUGGGGAAUGAAAGUUUAUCAGAGGAAGCAAACACAGAAUUUUCCAGGCCUUGCAAAGAAGACAGCCUGGAAGAAAUGAAACAGCCACCUGAAAGAAUCCUCCAGAAACCAGUGCCUGGUCCAUCAAUGAAACAGGUCAAAUCAGAAAUGAUUCCCUCUCUUGCCAAAGCAGCCCAUUUCCUGGCAGAAGGUGCAGAACCUGCAUUAGGCAGUGAAAAAGAGGCACACAGGAGUCCAUCUCCUUUACCUGUGGAGAAGCCAUUAGAAGAACCAAAAGUGGUUCAGUCCAAGGUUGUAGAUGAUGCUAAUGAGGGAGGGAAACCAGCAGCUGAAGUGCAGGUGCCCACACAAAUAAAACCCCUCUCCUCAACCCAAGAUGAAGCUGCUCAACCCCCAGAGUCACCCGAGGUGACACAAAAGCUGCCCAAGCAGCAGAAGGCAGGGGAGCCAGGCCUUUCUGAGGAAAAGGGAAAGAAGGGAAUUUCAGCUUUCACAUCGUGGGUGUCCAGUUUGUUUUUUCGAUCAAGCACUCCAGAUAACAAAGUUGCUGAAAAAGAAGAUGUGGAAGCUCAGCCAAGUCCGUCUGUAGAAAAAGCAGUGACUGUGAUCAAGCCAAGAGAUACAGUUCCAGCUGACGUUCAUGCAACUGAGAGACCAGCUGAUCAGCUAGUGCCAGAGGCCAAACCUAAAACUGCUGAAGAAUCCAGGGGUACUUUAGUUAAAUCUUAUGGAAAGGAAGAAGUCCUAGACUACCCAGAGGAAAUGGACCUAAACUCAGUAGUUACUUCCACUGAUGGUGAGGGACAUCUUGGAAUUCCAUCUUAUUUUCCGAUGGCUGAGAAAUCCAUUAUGGAAGAAGCCAAAAAUGCUGUUCCUCUUCAUGUCACUGAUACUAAGAGUGCCCAGAAGCCAGAAAUCUCCCCUCCAUCUAAGUGGAAUAUUUCUAUUUUUAAGAAAGAGCCAAGAAGUGAUCAAAAAGAAAAAUCACUCUCUUCAUUUGAUGCAGUAGACAAGGUGCCACAACAGCCAAAAUCAGCUUCAUCUAGCUUUGCAAGUGAAAAUAUCAUGAAGGCAUCAGAGAGGCCAGAGCCAAUAAUUUUGCCAGUAGAAGAAUCUAAAGGCAGUUUAAUUGAUCUUGGUGAAGACAGACUAAAGAAAGAAAUACCAAAACCUAGUUCUUUGAAAAUGUCUGAAGAGGAAAUAAAACUCAGGUCUGUUAGCCCAACUGAGGAGAAAGAUAACUUGGAAACCAGAUCACAUACCUUGGCAGAAAAGAAGAUGCUGGCAGAAAAACGAGAAACUGUAGCCCCAUUAGAGCUUAGAGAUAAUAAUGAAAUAGAGAAGGCUCACGUUACACGUGGAUCUAGCCCUGUUCAAUUGGAAGAAUCGAAAGCUCCUGCUGUGCUUCAGGAGGUCUAUCAAAAUGAAGACCACAAAGAAAGAUACAAGAUUACUGAGGAGGAGAAAGAAGAAGAAAAAGAAAAGCAGUCACAUGUACUUUUGGAAGGAAAGAAACAGCAGGAAAUUCAGCCUCAUUCUGUGAAUAUAGCCGGGCAUGUGCCUGAAGAAUCAGAUAUCUCUUUCAGUCUUUCUUUGGGUGAAACUCGACCAUUUUCAUUAGUUAAGACUACAGCAGUUACUGAAAAAUCAGAAGGUAUGCUCCCAGAGGCUUACCCAGAAAUAAGGGAAAUAAAGGCAGUAGGAACCCAACCACAUCCAUUAGAAGAAUGUAAAGUUUCAGUGGAGAAAACCAAGACUUUCCUUCCAGUGGAGCUUCCUUGUGAUGAAACAGAUGAUCACUCUUUACCCAAGGAAGAGAAUCUGGCAUUGGAAAAGUCAAGCAGGGAUGUGGUGAGACACAAUGAAGAAAAGGGACAGGUCACAGUGUCAGACAUGCCACAAGGUUCUUCAGUAGAUACCACAAAAGAAAGUGUGAAACAAGGAUCUCCAUCUGAAGAAUCUCAAAAGACUUUAGAUCGGCCUUUUAGUGAAACAAAGAGCUUAGAAACACCGCUGUACUUGCUGUCAUCUGUGAAACCACAAACACUUGUUUCAGGAGUGUCUCCAGAAAUUAGUACAGUGAAAAAACAAGAAAUACCAUGGUCAGAACUGACUCCAGAUAGGCAUACAGUCCAUACUACUCAAACAUCUAAAGAUCAAACAUCUGAAAUGUCUGAACAAUCUGUUCUUGUUUCAAAGCACCACUUGGAGGCUGUGGAAGAUGCCCAUGUAAAUGAACCACACUCUCCAGCAAGCAGUAACUAUGCUCAAUUUAUAACUAAUGCAUCAACAAUCAGCACUGAUAAGAUGGUUUCCAAGGAGCCUGAAGACACAUAUGUAAAAGAUGAAAAGUUUACAAUGACUAGCAAGCCAGCUGGGCUUUCAGAAGAUCAAAAGAGUGCCUUCAGUAUCAUUUCUGAAGGUUGUGAGAUAUUGAAUAUUCAUGCUCCUGCAUUUAUUUCUUCAGUUGAUCAGGAAGAAAGUGAACAAAUGCAAGAUAAGUUAGAAUAUUUGGAAGAGAAGUCCUCAUUUAAACCUAUAUCCCUCCAUGAUGAGAGUGAGGUGGUUGAUUUCCAUAAAACAUUAAAGAGCAUGUUAGAAGAUUCUGAUAAAAAAGUUACACCAUUGAAAGAAAACAAACAAAAGGAUACUCAUACAACGAAAGAGGAGAUAGCCACAGAUUUAGAGACUAGUAAUUUAGCCUUUAAUCAGCCCACAAUUCCCAGUGAAGAGGAUUAUUUUGAAAAGUAUACAUUGAUUGAUUAUAACAUCUCCCCAGACCCAGAGAAACAGAAAGCUCCAUGGAAAUUAAAUGUUGAAGCAGAACUGUCAAAGGAAGUUCCAGAAGAAACUGCCUCUUUCCCAGAAGGUUCAGAGGAAAGUGCCCUAGAGCAUGAAUAUGACUUGGUGAAAUUAGAUGAAAGUUUUUAUGGACUAGAAAAGGACUACAACAAAUUAUCUGACCCAGAGACCCAAAAGUCUCUGGUUAUUCAAACAUCAGCUGACAGAGAUGCUGCAAAGACCAUAAACAGAGAUACAGACUCCAAGUCACCUGGGAUGCCUCUAUUUGAUGCAGAAGAAGGAGUUUUGUCACGAACUCAGAUAUUUCCUACCACUGCUAAAGCCAUUAAUCCUGAACUUCUGGAGGAGCCACCUGCACUUUCAUUUUUAUACAAAGAUCUGUAUGAAGAAGCAGUUGGAGAGGAAAAGAAAGAAGGGGAGACAGCUUCUGAAGGUGACAGUGUGAAUUCUGAGGCAUCAUUCCCAAGCAGAAGUUCUGACACUGAUAAUGAAACAGGAAUAUAUUUUGAGAAGUACGUACUCAAAGAUGACAUCCUCCAUGAUAUAUCUGUAACUGAAAAGGACCAAAGCCAAGGUCUAGAAGAAAAACCAGUUGGUAAGGAUGAUUCACAUCAACCAAUAAUUGCAGAAGAGGAAAUCUGGGAGAGGUUUGGAAUGACUUUGGGGGAGAAGAGUCUAGAAGAGGAUCAGAAAGCUGCUUACAGGGAGGGAGAAUCAGUAGGCCACAUGGAGACCCUUGACAAUGUAGCUAUGCAGAGGAAAGCUCCCAUCACUGAGGAAGUCAAGGUGGUUACCCAGAAAAUAAGCUAUGCUAUUCCCUUUGAAGACACCCAUCACGUCCUAGAGAGAGUAGAUGAAACUAGUGGUCAGAGUAAUGAAGCAGCAAAUGCAAAUCUAGAGGUCAGUCUGAAUGUCCCAGUACAAGUGUCCUUCCCAGAGGAAGAAUUUGCAUCUGGUGCAACUUGUGUUCAAGAAACACUGCAAGAAGAACCUCCAGUAAUAGUCCCACCUGAGCCGAGAGAAGACAUGCUCCGCAAUAGCCCUGUUCAGGAUGAGUAUGAAUUUGCUGAAUCCCUGAAUUACGAGGUGGUUACUCAAGAUACUUUAUCAGAAGACCUGUAUUCAGAAUCCACCCCUGAAGAUGUGUUAUCUCAAGGAAAGGAAUCCUUUGAACAUAUCAGUGAAAAUGAAUUUGUGAGUGAGGUGGAACAAAGUAUGUCUGCUGAACAGAGAGAGUUGGGCAGAGAGAUGACAGAACAAGACCAGUUAUUGUCAGAGUUGGUAACCGAGAAGGACCAGAAGGAACUGAAAAAGUCCCAGAUUGACACAUAUUGCUACACUUGUAAAAGCCCAAUUUCUGCCGUUGACAAGAUGUUUGGCACCCACAAAGACCAUGAGAUUUCAACACUUGAUACAGCUAUAAGUGCUGUAAAGGUUCAGUUAGCAGAAUUUCUAGAAGAUUUACAAGAAAAGUCCUUGAGGAUUGAGGCUUUUGUUAGUGAGAUAGAAUCCUUUUUUAAUACCAUUGAGGAAAACUGUAGUAAAAAUGAGAAAAAGCUAGAAGAACAGAACGAGGAAAUGAUGAAGAAGGUUUUAGCGCAGUAUGACGAGAAAGCCCAGAGCUUUGAGGAAGUGAAGAAAAAGAAGAUGGAGUUCCUGCACGACCAGAUGGUCCACUUUCUGCAGAGCAUGGAUACUGCCAAGGACACCCUGGAGACCAUCGUGAGGGAAGCCGAGGAGCUUGACGAGACCGUUUUCCUGACCUCGUUUGAGGAAAUCAAUGAAAGGUUGCUUUCUGCAAUGGAGAGCACUGCUUCUCUAGAGAAAAUGCCUGCUGCGUUUUCACGUUUUGAACAUUAUGAUGACGGCUCAGCAAGAAGUGACCAGAUGUUAAAACAAGUGGCUGUUCCACAACCUCCUAGAUUAGAGCCUCAGGAACCAAAUUCUGCUACUAGCACAACAAUUGCAGUUUACUGGAGCAUGAACAAGGAAGAUGUCAUUGACUCAUUCCAGGUUUACUGCAUGGAGGAGCCACAAGAUGACCAAGAAGUAAACGACUUGGUGGAAGAAUACAGAGUGACAGUGAAGGAAAGCUACUGCAUUUUUGAAGAUUUAGAACCUGACCGAUGCUAUCAAGUGUGGGUAAUGGCUGUGAAUUUCACUGGAUGUAGCCUGCCCAGCGAAAGGGCAAUUUUUAGAACAGCGCCCUCCACCCCUGUGAUCCGUGCGGAGGACUGUACUGUGUGUUGGAACACGGCCACCAUCAGAUGGCGGCCUGCCAACCCCGAGGCCACUGAGACCUACACUUUGGAGUACUGCAGACAACACUCUCCUGAGGGCGAGGGCCUCAGAUCUUUCUCUGGAAUUAAAGGAUUUCAGCUGAAAGUUAACCUCCAACCUAAUGACAAUUACUUUUUCUAUGUGCGAGCCAUCAAUGCAUUUGGGACAAGCGAACAGAGUGAAGCUGCCCUCAUUUCCACCAGAGGAACCCGAUUUCUCUUGUUGAGAGAAACAGCUCAUCCUGCUCUGCAGAUUUCUUUAAACGGGACAGUGAUCAGCUUCACGGAGAGGAGACGGCUGACAGAAAUCCCGUCAGUCCUGGGUGAGGAGCUGCCUGCCUGUGGCCAGCAUUACUGGGAAGCCACAGUCACAGACUGCCCAGCUUAUCGACUUGGCAUCUGCUCCAGCUCGGCUGUGCAGGCCGGUGCCCUGGGACAAGGAGAGACCUCGUGGUACAUGCACUGCUCUGAGCCGCAGAGAUACACGUUUUUCUACGGCGGCAUUGUGAGUGAUGUCCACGUGACUGAGCGUCCCGCCAGAGUGGGCAUCCUGCUGGACUACACCAACCAGAGGCUCCUGUUUAUAAAUGCGGAGACUGGACAGUUUCUCUUCAUCAUUAGGCGCAGGUUUAAUGAGAGCGUCCACCCUGCCUUUGCCCUGGAGAAACCCGGAAAAUGUACUUUGCACCUAGGAAUAGAGCCCCCGGAUUCUGCAAGGCACAAGUGAUCAUUGGCUUUCAAAGGUUGCAAGAGCAAUAAUUCAGAUUUGGGGGGCUCUGUUGUUCUUUUCCGUGGGUGCUAGACGCUAUUCAAAACAUCCUCUGCACAGUUGCACUAGUGACAGCUCCACGCACAGUGAUCAGCACAUGAACAAAACCAAGAAAACGUUGACUGUCUAGAACGGCGUGUGAGUAAAGAGGAUGGGAAAAAACAACCUCCUGCCUUCAGUUUAUGUGUGUUUGAGUUCUUCCCUAAGUCGAAAGGAUCUAUACCUGAUUUGGGAACCAAACUAGAGAAAUGGAUUUCCACCUGUUUCUUUGGUAAAAGAAAUCCUCUGAUGGACAGGUCUGAGUGAAGGGAAGGCUGUGCUAUUAAUACAUCUCCUCUGACAAGAAACACAGAAUUUUUCCACCAGAAAAAUGUCACCUCAUUUCACUAAAGGAUGCUGAAUCCUAAUCAGCAGAGGAAGUGUUUUAAGCAUUCUAAGUUGAUAAUGAACUCUUUUGUAAUCAUAUAUACUGUAGAACUCGAGUCUCUUUUCCCUGAAAUAUUAAAUGUAGAAAAGUGCUAGGUAUUAGAAAUGUCCAUUUUGUUAAAUAAACGGUUAGAGUCUCUAAAAC
Vicugna pacos (alpaca) is the source of this 12354-nucleotide messenger RNA. The record is from RefSeq and is a predicted model, not a curated record. Lineage: Eukaryota; Metazoa; Chordata; Mammalia; Artiodactyla; Camelidae.